This is a messenger RNA of Aspergillus steynii IBT 23096, 1161 nucleotides long. RefSeq names its product acyl-CoA-binding domain-containing protein. Gene Ontology annotation, molecular function: fatty-acyl-CoA binding. Gene Ontology annotation, biological process: fatty acid metabolic process. The transcript has 4 exons. The coding region runs from base 1 to 1161 and encodes 386 amino acids. NCBI's taxonomy places the organism in Eukaryota, Fungi, Ascomycota, Eurotiomycetes, Eurotiales, Aspergillaceae. The record is from RefSeq and is a predicted model, not a curated record.
AUGUCGGACUCCGUGGAUCGAGUCUUCGUGCACGCCCUGAAUACCGUCAAACGCAUUCCGCGCACCGGUACCGCUCGGCCCCCUGCUUCGGAGCGACUGAAGCUCUAUGGAUUGUAUAAACAGAGCAUGGAGGGCGAUGUCGAGGGGGUCAUGGACCGACCGAUCGGAAACACCGCCGAUGUUUACGCCGAGUGCGAGAAAUGGGACGCAUGGUUCGCCCAACGAGGUCUCUCCCGAACCGAGGCCAAACGACGCUACAUCUCCACGUUGAUCGACACCAUGCACCGCUACGCAUCGCAGACCCCCGAGGCGCGCGAACUUGUCUCCGAGCUCGAGUUCGUCUGGGACCAAAUCAAAUCCAACACCUCCUCUGUCUCCUCCACGUCGUCGCCCGUCAACGCGGUGGGCGUGCCGCCCUUGCCACAGCCGAGUUACGCCAGCAUCAGCGGACGGUUGGCACGGUCCGAGUACGAGAAUCUGAUAGCCGCAACGGCUCGCGGAGACUCGAGACUUCGCGUGUUGAGCCCGGUCAGCCAGCCGGACGGGGUGUAUCGGCGGCGCGGGUCCAACCUAGAUCCCGGGUCCGGGUCGCAUUCGCAGACGCGGGUGGACGAUGACCUGGACGACGACGAGGACGACGAGGAAGAGUACGCGGAGGCGCAGGAUAACAUCUACGCCGAUGAUGACCAUGACGACGAUGACGACCAGCAUGACCAUGACCAGGACCCAGACCACGACGGGGAUCAAUCACAAUCACACGAUCACCGCGCCGUCUCCGACUACACCAGUGAGCCCGAACACGGGCACCCGCAACGGCGAUCGCGCGGUCCGCCGGACAACGACCGCCGAUGGCGCCGUCGAGUCGAGCAGGCCUUGACCAACAUGACGGCGGAGAUCGCCGCCGUGCGCGAACAGAUGGAGACGCGGGCGCUGGCGCACCGGCGGCGCACCGGCGUCUGGGCGUGGCUCAAAUGGCUGGUCUGGGUGAGCUUCCGCCAGAUCAUCUGGGACUUGGCCCUCCUGGGGAUGGCCCUGAUCUGGAUGCGACUGCGCGGCGAUCGACGAUUAGAGGAGAAGCUUCGGGUGGGAUGGUCCGAAGUGAAGAGUCGAUUGGCGCGGUUCAAAUUCCUUCGACGAGCCCCGGUGCAUACAUUGGUUUAG